Vollenhovia emeryi is the source of this 1748-nucleotide messenger RNA. Its product is annotated as glyoxylate reductase/hydroxypyruvate reductase. The transcript has 4 exons. The coding region runs from base 383 to 1477 and encodes 364 amino acids. Lineage: Eukaryota; Metazoa; Arthropoda; Insecta; Hymenoptera; Formicidae. Gene Ontology annotation, molecular function: NAD binding; glyoxylate reductase (NADPH) activity; hydroxypyruvate reductase [NAD(P)H] activity. The record is from RefSeq and is a predicted model, not a curated record. Gene Ontology annotation, cellular component: cytosol.
UAAGAAAAGGAUAAGAAGAAAGUUCAGCCGAUACCAAAGUUAAUCUUCUUUGAGAUAGAAAUGGACAUGCAACGCGGAAAGUUAUUCAAGGCCUAGAAAUACUAGCUUCGGGCUCUACAAAUAUGGAUCCGCUACUGUCCCUCCGUUAUCUCGGCUAGUGCGAAAGCAUAAAUCUAUUAUUAAUCGCACCGCGAGCAUCUCCGCGUUUCCGUGCACGGCGCGCGUUCGUUGAACGCCAGCGCGACGUUGCGUCACCGAUUCCGCAAAGAAAAUUUCGAAAAUUACAGUUGAGGUUAGUUUGUUGACGUGUAGCGUAAUCAUUCGUCCUACCGGCGUGUGUAUCGGGGAUCGGAGGAAAACACAAAUGUGAGAACAGUAAAUAAUGGUACUCGCGAAUGUCGUCCGUUUCGUCAAGCAGAGCGAGAGGAUCUUCCGUCCCAAGAGAAUCGGCCUGACCGCCCGCGAUUAUCCGAGAGCCCUGACCUCGAGCACCGUCGAGAUGAGUACACCCAAAAUCGUGAUUACACGGCCGGAUAUACCAGCUGCGGGCUUGAAUUUGUUGCGUAAACGAUAUCACCUCAUAAUAUGGGACAGGCCUACGCCGAUUCCGCGCCUGGAAUUGUUGGCCAAGGUUCGCGGUGUCGACGCUAUAUUCUGCACGCUGACGGACGUGAUAGACAACGAGCUUCUAUCGUACGCGGGUCCGCAGCUCAAAGUCGUGGCGUCGAUGUCAGUGGGCGUGGACCACCUGGAUAUACACAGCUUGCGAGAGAAAAACAUCAAGGUCGGUUACACCCCGAACGUCCUCACCGAGAGCACUGCGGAGCUGGUAAUAGCUCUUCUGCUGGCCACGUCGAGGAACUUAGUACGCGCCAAUUCUGCAAUUUACAAAAACGAAUGGGUAUCCUGGUCGCCCUUAUGGAUGUGUGGCCCCGGGCUGGCGGGUAAAACCGUAGGCAUCGUCGGCCUGGGUAGAAUUGGCCUCCGAGUCGCGGAGAUACUUAAGGGCUUCAACGUCGCCGAGAUACUGUACACCAGCAGAACCGAGAAGCCGGAGGCGUCCAAGCUUGGCGGCGAAAAAGUCGACUUUUCCAUCCUGCUCAAGAGGAGCGACUUUGUCAUAGCGACCGUGGCACUGACGCCACAGACGAAAUACAUGUUUAACGCCUGGGCCUUCAGCCAGAUGAAGAAGACGGCUAUAUUCGUGAACGCCAGCCGCGGGGCUGUGGUGGAUCAGGACGCGCUGAUCGAUGCCUUGAAGAAUUAUACAAUCGCGGCGGCUGGCCUAGACGUCACGACGCCAGAACCGUUGCCAGUGGACAGUGAACUUUUAUACCUCAGUAAUUGUGUGGUUCUGCCGCACAUAGGAAGCGCUACAAAAGAAACCAGAGACGAAAUGGCGAGUAUCACGGCAAAAAAUAUCAUAGCCGUCUUAGAAGGAAUCCCAGAAGAGAUGCCUGCGGAAUAUGUAAUAUAAAUGUAAAUUCUAGACGUUUGCGAUACGACGUGUAAUCGCGAGAGAUUCCCGUUAAUGAUCAUUGUGAUACGGACUUUUCAGCAGGGUUGGGAAAGUUACUUUAUAAAAGUAUCUAGUUACAGUUACAGUUUUUUCGCUAAAAAUGUAACUAGUUACAGUUACAAGUUACCAAUUCUAAAAAGUAACGCAUUACAGUAACAGCUACUCAAAAAGUAACGAAUCGUUAUUUUGCAAUUACUUGCAAUGAAAAUAAAAAUAUCAUAUACCUGUG